Molecule: messenger RNA, 906 nt
Organism: Phaeoacremonium minimum UCRPA7
Lineage: Eukaryota; Fungi; Ascomycota; Sordariomycetes; Togniniales; Togniniaceae
Product: putative prolyl aminopeptidase protein
Exons: 1
Coding region: 1-906 (301 amino acids)
Source: RefSeq, a predicted model, not a curated record
AUGGGUGGUUCAACAAACGUCGAUGUUUCACAGCGUAUCGCAGUUUGGCUCGAGACUGUGCCGUUAUUGAUGAGAGAACUCAAUGCCGAGCAUGUCUCUAUCAUCUCACACAGCUGUGGUGUCAUCUAUGCCCUCAACACUAUCUAUGCCUACCCCGAGAUCUUGCCGCCCGCCAACCCAACACUACACCUCUUUUCACCUUGGGUGCAUCCUCAGCAGUCCGGAGUCACACUCAUGAAUGUGUCAUCCAAGCUGCCAGCGCCACUGAUCAACCACUUCAGUUCCGUUCUCUCAUUUGUCAACCAAGUAGUGGCCCCGUCGAUUGCCUUUUCUUCCGGCGCUGUGACCUCUGCUUCGGGCCUGCUUUUAUCAUCAGAUACAUCUACGAGUGACCAAGGGCGCAAGAAGAAGCACGAACGGGACGAUCUCUGUCGAGAGUAUCGCGGCGCCUCUGCGGCAGUCACCGCUGCGCGCUCAGAUGAGUCGAUGCGCCGUAUGUGGAAGGAAGACAUCACUGGAGCGAACGGCGAGGCUCUGCUGUCACUGAAGAAGCCCCAGGCUGGGUCCUGGGGAGUGUGCGAGAACUACGAGACCUGCCCCCGCGAGCUGGAAGCGCGCAUUACGGAGCGUCUCUCCCAGCGAAGCCAAGAUGCGUCAACAAGCAGCCCAUCUACUACGGAGGCGCAACCGGUUCUGCACAUUCGUGUCUUUUGGGCAGAGACAGACAUGAUGGUUGGCAAGAAGGGAGAGGAGUACUUUGACAAGUGCUUCAAGGCCCACUGCACUGAGCAGAGUCGCCUGACUUAUCGAAGCGAGACGGUGGAAGAGACUGAUCACGAGUCACUUUGUCAUCCACAAUACGGCGGGUUGCCCAAGGCAUUACAGGACAUUUCAGGGACGGCGUGA